Vicia villosa (hairy vetch) is the source of this 1081-nucleotide messenger RNA. Its product is annotated as mediator of RNA polymerase II transcription subunit 9-like. The record is from RefSeq and is a predicted model, not a curated record. The coding region runs from base 213 to 803 and encodes 196 amino acids. Gene Ontology annotation, cellular component: mediator complex. Lineage: Eukaryota; Viridiplantae; Streptophyta; Magnoliopsida; Fabales; Fabaceae. The transcript has 6 exons.
CCUCUUUUAUCUUAUCUUCUAUCAAUAGAUCAUAAAUCCAAAUUGAAAGAGGAGUGUAUUUUUCUUAUAAAAAUCACACAACUAUAAAAUAUAAAUGAAAUAAGGCUACUCUAGAAUCAACACAUAAAUCAUUUGUACUAAUAAUCAAAUUCGUGAAACAUAAAAGGAGAAUUGAAUUGAACCGAAGAAGUUAGAGUGGUAGUAACAUCGCAAUGGAUCAUUACUCUUCUCCCGGAGGCACCUGGACGAUGAUUCCAACCCCAAAUUCCAAUUCCCAAAUCCAAUCCCAAUCUCAACCCAAUCAAGACCCUAACCUUUUUCUUCAACAACAACAACAACAAUUUCUCCAUCAACAACAACAGCAGCAAUCUUUUCAACAAUCACAAACCCCUCAAUCUCAAUUCCAACUCCAGCAGCAACAGCAACAACUUUAUCAACAACAACGACUUCUACAACAACAACCCCAACCCCAACAGCAACCCCAACAACAACAGCAACAGAAUCUUCACCAAUCACUCGCUUCUCACUUCCAUCUCUUACAUUUGUUGGAGAAUUUGGCUGAGGUUGUUGAACAUGGAAACCCGGAUCAGCAAUCAGAUGCAUCGAUUGCUGAAUUGAGUAACCAUUUUGAUAAGUGCCAGCAGUUGUUAAACUCAAUCUCUGCUUCUAUUAGCACCAAAGCCAUGACCGUUGAGGGGCAGAAGAAGAAGCUAGAGGAAAGCGAGCAAUUGCUAAAUCAGCGAAGAGAUUUAAUCGCCAAUUACACAAAAUCUGUGGAAGAGCUUGUCAAGUCUGAGCCAUAAGAGAGUAUCAUUCUUUUCAGCAUGCCAUACUAGAGUAUGUAGAAGCAUGGCAUUGUGGAAAGUGUGAAAUUUGGUAAUCUGAAGAGAUGUAAUGUAACUGAUAUAUAUGAUGUAAAAAUGGUUACCAUAUGUGCUUUAUUUUGGCCAUUGAUCUAAUGUUGAAUUAAGACUUUCGAAUUGUGAUUUUGGAGUAAAAUUUUCAUUUAGAUUGAAUGGAAAAUGUCAUUCAUGUAGUUGAAAAUGUCAUGCGGAAUUGAAAGUUAAAAUGGUUUUAGGAA